GCUCCUCAACACGCACAUACAACACGGAGCAGACAGUACGGUUUGAUUUCUGCUCUACGCGAGGAACUCCACGACAAUUCAGCGUUGAAAUAGGCAGCAGCCUUCCCCUCCAUCAAGAUUGUUCCGAAUUUUAAGAAAGAAAUGGCGCCCGAGGCAGCAAGAAAGAGUUUGCUUCGACAGACGUCCAUGAAGACAGUUCUCCUGUGUAAGAAACUUGCCAGUCAUGCAGCAGCCAGAAUCAUCGAAAGCAGACAAGAUGUAGCUGAUGUCCGGAAACAGCAACUCUACGACAUGUGGGCCCCUCCAAAGUCAAAGGGAGAUGUUGAUGGCGACGUAUUCUCUAGACAGCUCUACGCCAGAAGCAAAGGGAUUAUCAGCCUGCUGGGUCUCUCGAAAGUCGCAAACGCAAACAGCGUCAAGAAUGAAGCCAGGAUGAUUUCGGGCUGGUUGGAGGUUCGCAAGAGAGGUCUCUUCAAAGUCUGGUGGGAGAUGCGAUAUUGUGAAUUAACAAUGUCGGGUGACCUUGUUGUCCGCAAGUCACAAAGCUCCCCUGUGCAGUCAUCAACCUCGAUCAUGGAUCUUUAUCUGGUACAGGACGAAAAGGAUCACUCCGUCAUCUGUCUCAAGACAUCCGAAGAGUCCUCCAGCGACGUCAUUCAGAUGAGGAUCCCUUCCUACAAGAUAAGACAAGACUGGGUCAGCUGUAUUCGAACCUGGACCAAAAGAGAGUGGUUGGAAAUGGUCACGCAGACCGAGCUUGCGGUGGGGAUCGUCCUCCCCAUCGUGGGAGGCUUCCUCAACUCUGUGUGGAACCUCCCUGGCAACGUUGCAACGUCGGAUAUGAUCCGAGUGGUGCGAAGACCGGCGGAGGAGAGCGGGUGGUGCUGGGAGCACUUUUGGAUGGUCAACCAAGGCGUGUCCAUUGUGCUCAACCUUGCCUACAUCCUCCCUCACCUCGGCGUCGACAACCUCCACCAUGCUAUCGUAUCCUCCAGCAGCUCGGGCCUUGCCGCCAUCAUCGUCGCGAGCUUCACGUGGGGGUUCGGCACCAUCGGCUUCGGGCUCGCGCUCAGACUGGUCGGCAUCGGGCUUGGGACGGCUCUGUGCAUGUCGGUGAUUGUGAUCAUGGGAGUGGUGUGGGGUUUCAUAUUCGGAGGAGGAGUCCCGACAGGAGCAGCAGGAGCGCUGAUCUUGACCGGAGUUGUAGUAGCCAUCAUCGGCUUCGGCAUGCUGGGAAGAGCUGUUCACCUGCGUGAAGUUGGGAGGACCAGGAGGUCAGAAACAAGCGGAGAAUCCAAGGAGCAUGGGAGCGGGCAAGAGAUGAGCUGUGCCAGCACCAACCUGGGUAUCGACAUGAAGGAGGUGGACGAAUCGAUGAAGUUUGUGGUCGUCGAGCCCUCCAGCCCAAACUUUCCUGCCUCCUCCAAAUCAGCGUUCGCGGCGGAGGGAGGAGGUGAAGCAGAGAGGAGGCCAGAGGAGCCAAGAAGGAGAACUCUCUCCCCUCUGCAGUCUGUUGGCUUCUGCAUGGUUGCUGGAAUCUUUGCGUCAAGCUUGCAGCUUGCGUUUGUGAUUGGGGACUCACUCACGCAGCAGCUCCUUGCUCUCGGAAAUUGGGCAGAGUUUGUGAGGUGGUCAGCAGCUGGAGAUAUCAUCCAUGUUCUGAGAGAUUCCAACAGGCCAGAUGAGCGACUCUUGAUAUCAUGGCGAAACAGCAUCUUGUCAGUAGUAGAGGACGAGCAGGAGAAGGCGCUGGAGCAGAAAAAGGACACGAACAUCGAAGACAAGACUUGGAUCGCGUUUUCCUGUCACAUUCACCUUUACGGCGCAGCAGCCAAACUUCUCGGAACUCUUGGCCCUGUGAUCGCCUGGCCGGUGCUCAUGUGCUGCACCAUGACCUUCGGGCAGCUCUGGGGUUUCUUCCUCCGCGAGUUCAGACCGGACGAUGACGGUCGUCGCAUCAACGCAUUGGGCACCGCCGUCCUCUGCAUGGCCAUAGUCAUGACCUCCAGUGCUGCCGCCGUAUGA
This is a messenger RNA of Guillardia theta CCMP2712, 2025 nucleotides long. RefSeq lists its product as hypothetical. The coding region runs from base 142 to 2025 and encodes 627 amino acids. The transcript has 13 exons. Lineage: Eukaryota; Cryptophyceae; Pyrenomonadales; Geminigeraceae. The record is from RefSeq and is a predicted model, not a curated record. Gene Ontology annotation, cellular component: membrane. Gene Ontology annotation, molecular function: rhamnose transmembrane transporter activity. Gene Ontology annotation, biological process: hexose transmembrane transport.